AGAUGUAGCGAACGCAUUCUUGGAAACUACGCCGUUUAUACGUAGUACGUACUCAGCGAAUACUGCUAUGUUAUCUUCAACUUUUUAUAAUCGGACAUAAUUGGAUGAAAGUCGAUUACUUUAUCAGAAGUUACAUUGUUUGUCAGUUUUUAAAGCUUGUACAUUAGCGUGAAGCACAUUAUUAGAAGGUGUAAUUUGUUCAUCUCGUUAGAUACCUAGAUAUUGCAAUGCUCUGUGAGUUAGAAUGAUUCAUGGCUUGUUUUUAUGGGGCGAGGCAUCUGGUGCAAGGCUCACGAGUGCGAGACUGUGUUUGGUCAGUGGUGCGCGAAGGGCAAGGUCUCAUCAGCGCCACUGACCUCCUCCUUCUAUUACCUGCCAUUAGGAGAACUGCAGUUCACUAAAGCAGUCAUAAAAAUGUUCUACAAGACUGCCAAGUGAACUAAAUCAAUAUUAGAUUCGCGACUUUGUUAACCAAAGUAAGUGAAAUCAAAAGUUGCAGAAAGUUACACAAUGUUUGGCAGUGAUGUGCUAAAAUCUGUGUCGGUGUGCGUGCAAAUAAUGAGGUGAUGUGCGGCGAUAGUGAGCAAUGGAGCCGGGGACGUCGGCGGCAGCGCCCGCGCCCGUGCCGCCGCUCAGACUCAAGAAACUCGCGAGGAUCGCCGCCAAUAAAGAGAAGGCUCGGAGAACUGUCACAUGGGGCCCAGAAACAUGGGUGGGCGUGCGGGCGCUGCGGGCCAGCUCGGGUGGGAUCCUGGACCCUGAUGAUCGAGUGCGCGACGUGGCGGACGACCGCGAGACCCUCACCGCCGAGUGCACUGCGCAGGCGCCUCAGCCGCGCGCGGCUCAGGCCGAUGGAGCCAGCGGCUCCUCUGCUGGGACCGCCUCACCAGAUAUGUUUCGAGGUGGCGGCGGUGUCGGUGGUAGCAUGAGGGUACCCAACUCGGAGUCGUGUGUGGAGGUGGGUGCAGGGGACCUAGAGGAUGGCGCUAGUGGCCUGCAGGUGCGCCGCGGGAGUGAACCCACGCUGCAUCAAGACACUCUGCCGCCUCAGAGACAGGUGACAGAGCAAACGAAGCGGUGGUCGGCGGCGGUGGUGUGCCGCGAGGACAGCGCGCGCGCCACGCAGAAGGUGCUGCCGCUGCCCGAGGGCCGGCCGCCCGACCCGCCGCCGCACUCCGCCCACUUCCAGCGGCAGACUAACCGCUUGUCCAUGCAGUUCUCAGGGCCUGGGAGCGGUGUAUGGUUAGACGCAGCGGAACGGAUACAGACGUACGGCAGCAAGAGUCUUCCUCGAGAUGCGCGGAGAGAACCCCUAGGCCAAGAUACAUCUGUCACUGUCACACCCGUUAACAAUCACCAGAACCACAGAGUGGAAGACAUGUUGCGAUGGGUGUCUGGAGUCAACAAUGUCGCGAACGUGCACCCUGUACAAGAACGCCCACUUGAUCUCUUACCUGAAGUGGGCAACAGCGAGCGCGCCAUAUCGGGCUUGGAGGUGCCAGUCAGCCCCAGCAGUAAGCCCGCCUCGGGGGCCACACAGGCCGUCUCCGUCACGCUGGUCAAGGGCGAGAAGGGACUCGGCUUCACCAUCACCACCCGGGACAACCCUACUGGGGGACACUGUCCUAUCUACAUCAAGAAUAUACUUCCUAAGGGUGCAGCGGUAACAGAUGGGCGGCUGCGUGCUGGGGACCGGCUGGUGUCAGUGAAUGGGGUGUCGGUGGCAGGACUCACGCAGCAGCAAGUUGUGGCUCUGUUAAGGAACACGCCCACUGACUCCACCGUCGACAUCGUCGUUGAAAGACCGGCGCCUAACCGGACACAGAGAGUAGAACCACAACAAAGCCCAGCGAAGUUUACAGAAAAAUCAAUUGGCUCACCAAACAGCAUAACUACGAAACAUACAGAAACGAAGACUGAGAAUCGCGUCUCAUCCAUAGUGAAUGCCAUAAACAAUAAUAAUGCAAACAGUUCCAUACGAGGAAGAAUACCGAAGAGUUCCUCCAAAGAUGACCUGCUGAAAAAGGAUCAGUCAAAUGACAAUUCGCUACAAGAUGUUCUAAAUUCUUCGUCUAGUUCGGUGCUAGGUCUUCGUAACAAGCUAAUCCUCCGACUGGAUGUCCCAGUGCACGAUUCAGAGAAGGCUGGACUGGGCAUCAGUGUGAAAGGGAAAGUCACUGUGGGCUCCGAUCCGCAAGACCUGGGCAUCUUUAUAAAGUCUGUGCUGCAUGGCGGCGCCGCGUCCAGAGAUGGAAG
Pectinophora gossypiella (pink bollworm) is the source of this 2256-nucleotide messenger RNA. RefSeq names its product partitioning defective 3 homolog B-like. Gene Ontology annotation, cellular component: apical plasma membrane; cell cortex; apical junction complex. Gene Ontology annotation, biological process: microtubule cytoskeleton organization; establishment of centrosome localization; cell adhesion. Lineage: Eukaryota; Metazoa; Arthropoda; Insecta; Lepidoptera; Gelechiidae. The record is from RefSeq and is a predicted model, not a curated record. Gene Ontology annotation, molecular function: phosphatidylinositol binding; protein binding.